AUGGUCAGUGUGACGAGCUUACUCUUGGCCGGUGCCCUUGCUAGCUCUGCUCUCGCUGAGACACAUGUAUACAACUGGACUGCUGCUUGGGGCACUGCCAAUCUCGAUGGUUAUGAGAGACCGGUUAUCACGUGUAACGGUGAAUUUCCAUGGCCAGAUGUUAUCGUCAACAAGGGUGAUAGAGUCAUUGUGCACUUGAACAAUGGGUUUGAUGAUAGAAACACUUCCUUGCAUUUCCACGGUUUGUUCCAGCACGGUACUAACCAGAUGGAUGGUCCAGAGAUGAUCACACAAUGUCCUGUGCCAAUUGGACAUACGAUGACAUACAACUUCACCGCUCCUGAUCAGAUUGGUUCAUACUGGUACCACUCCCACACAGCUGGCCAGUACAUGGAUGGUAUGAGAGGAGUGAUGGUCAUCAGCGAGGAUAACAACGACUACCCUUAUAAACAGGGCAUCGACUACAAUGAGACUGCGACGUUGACUUUCAUGGAGUGGUACCAUGAUACUGCUGAUGUCCUUAUCCCAGACUUUUUGAACUUGUACAACCCAACAGGUGCUGAGCCAAUUCCAAAUAACUUCUUGAUGAACAACACUAAGAACAUGACAUGGGAAGUUGAACCAGACACUACUUAUCUCUUGAGAUUGGUUAACAUUGGUGGUUUUGUUUCAUACUGGUUCUUCAUUGAAGGUCAUAACAUGACUGUUGUUGAAGUGGAUGGUGUUCCAGUUGAGAAGUAUGAGACUGACAAGAUCUACAUCACAGUUGCUCAACGUUACACUGUUCUCAUCACAACUAAAGAUGACACCUCCAAGAACUACGCCAUCAUGCAAUUGGUUGAUGAUGGUAUGCUUGACUUGAUACCAAGCGGACUGCUUCUGAAUACCACACACACAAUGUCCUACUCCUCUGAUAACGCAGAAGUUGAGGAGUACUACGUUGACUGCUUGGACGAUGACUGUUAUCUCGAUGAUAUGAAGCUCGUUCCAUACGACAAAGUUGAGUUAUAUGACGAUCCAGAUCACGUUAUCACCAUCUCUGUGAUUAUGGACAACUUGAAGAACGGUGUGAAUUACGCUUUCUUCAACAACAUCACAUACACUGCGCCAAAGACUCCAACUUUGCUCACCGUGCUGGCUGCUGGUGACCUGGCCAGUAACGAGCUCGUCUACGGUACCAACACACAUACCAUUGUCUUGCAAAAGGACGAAAUCGUCGACAUUGUGCUGAACAACGAGGAUACCGGUAAGCAUCCGUUCCACUUACACGGUCACGUCUUCCAACUCAUCGACAGAGGUGCUGCAGUUGAUGACGAUGAUCCAUUUGUCCAUUUCGACUACGACAACCACACCGAGUUUGCUGAGUACCCAAUGAUGCGUGAUACUGUUUAUGUGCGUCCACAGUCCAAUAUUGUAAUGCGGUUCAAAGCUGAUAACCCGGGAGUGUGGAUGUUCCACUGUCACAUCGAAUGGCACUUGGUACAGGGUCUUGCUCUUGUUCUUGUCGAGGCCCCAGAGGAGAUUCAAAACAACUCUGCUCAACAAUUGACUCAGCAACACAUUGACAACUGUGAGGCUAACGGUAUCAACGUGAAAUCCAAUGCUGCUGGUAACACCGAGAACUUCCUUGAUCUGACUGGCCAGAACGUUCAGCAUGGUGAUAUUCCAGAUGGAUUCACCGGUAAGGGUAUUGUUGCAAUGGUUUUCUCGUGUAUCGCUGCUAUUCUUGGUCUUAUCACCAUCGCAGUCUAUGGUUUGAUGGAUAUCAAGAACUUGGAAGUUGAAGUUGCACAGGACUUGGGUGUCGUAGAAGACCUACAAAAUACAGAGGAUGUAGUUGUUGAGGAAACUUCCUCUAAACAGAGCUCAGCUGAAGGUAAGUAUUGA
Williopsis jadinii is the source of this 1887-nucleotide messenger RNA. Its product is annotated as multicopper oxidase. Gene Ontology annotation, cellular component: high-affinity iron permease complex. NCBI's taxonomy places the organism in Eukaryota, Fungi, Ascomycota, Saccharomycetes, Phaffomycetales, Wickerhamomycetaceae. The transcript has a single exon. The record is from RefSeq and is a predicted model, not a curated record. Gene Ontology annotation, molecular function: copper ion binding; ferroxidase activity. Gene Ontology annotation, biological process: cellular response to iron ion starvation; reductive iron assimilation. The coding region runs from base 1 to 1887 and encodes 628 amino acids.